UAAAGAAAACAAGGGCAAAAGCGAGAUCAGCCGGUUGUGUAUCAAAACGUUCCCUGCCAGGACUCGAAACGGUCAGAAGCCUCUCGGACAGCGAAGAGCUCGGUCGUGUCUAGCCUUAGCUUGCUUGAAACUUGAAGAAAGUUUUUUUUCUGAAGAAGUGUGGUUAUUUGGGAGUUGGAGUUUUUGGGAAAGUUGAUCUUUAGUGGCGAGGAAGAAGUGAGAUGCACAAGUAGAGUGAUGUUUGCUUAGAAGGAGAAUCAGCAAAAAGGGACGAUCUCGGGGUUUUAAAGAAGGACUUCUAAGAAUUGAGGUCGCAGUGAUACGGAGAACAACUGGAAGGAUUUAAGUGGAGUUCGAUCGUGAGAUAAUCUAACGGUAUUUUGGACAAUCUGUAUUGUGUCGCUGGAAAAGAAGAACAGUAGUGUGAUAACGAUUGAUAUUGUUUUGUGAGUGUGGAAUAACGGAACUUUGUUAGCAACACAAUGGCUCAAGCAAUGGAUCUUGUGUGCAAGGAGAUCAUCUACGAUGAAGUGGACCAUCAGUUUGCCGAACCGGACCCGACCAUGAUCGCGGAUAACCGGGUCAUCCAGAACCUUAUCAGCCUGGAGCGGUUGACCAUUCCGCCGUGCAACUACUUCGGAACGGUUCAGCAGGAUAUCAAACCGAACAUGCGCAAGAUCGUCACCACAUGGAUGCUGGAGGUAUGCGAUGAGCAAAAGUGCGAAGAGCAGACCUUCCCACUGGCGAUCAACUUCUUCGAUCGAUUCCUGUGCGCCUGCCCGAUCGAUCGCUACCACCUGCAACUGCUCGGAUGCUGCGCGCUGCUGCUGGCUUCCAAGAUCCGCCAGUGCCAUCCGCUGACCGUGGAUGUCCUCAGCGCCUACACCGAUCACGCCGUGUCACCCGACCAGAUCAGGAGUUGGGAACUCCUGAUGAUCAGCAAACUGGAGUGGAACAUUACCGCGGUGACCGCUUUCGACUACGUUGACCAGAUCCUGGAACGCGUCAAAUGGGGCUCCGACGACUCGCGGCUUCGGGAACACGCACACACGCUCAUCCACGUCUGCAGUACCGAAACCAUCUUCAUGCAGCUCGAACCCUCCCUGCUGGCCGCGUCUUGCAUUGCGUCCGCCAGCCGGGGUCUGAACGUGUCCACCAAGAUGGCCGUCGGGUACGACCUGGUCCGGCUAACCAUGCACGAUCUCGUCAAGGUUGACUUUAUCGUCAAGAUCAUCGAGGAGAUCGUGGCGAAGGAAAUCGCCGACAAGCAGGUCCAGCAGCAGCAGCACCAGGCCGCCACGAGCGCCGGAAGCUGCAAGGAACAGUACCAGCAGGCCCCGCAAAAGGUCAACUCCGGUGGCGCCCCCAACUCUCAGCAGCAGCAAACCGAACAGCCGGAAACGCCCACCGAUGUGCAGUUUAUAUACUUUUAAAGCAAGCACACACACGUGGGAAGUGGGAACUGCUGUUGAGUAUUUUUAUUGCCUCUUUGUCUGAUUCUAAACACUGUUGAAAUUGCAUUUAUUCUCUAUUGGUCACACUGCUUAAGCUUAAGUCUAAAACAGAGGUCGGCGAAGCGAGAACCAUUUUCUAUUCUCUGGUUUGGAAAAAAGAAAACCUGCCGCCAAAAAAAAAUUAGAGCAUGUUAUCCAAAAACCAAAAAAAAAUCAAUUCCUCUUAAGAAAAC
Messenger RNA from Culex pipiens pallens (northern house mosquito), 1687 nucleotides. Its product is annotated as G1/S-specific cyclin-D2-like. Gene Ontology annotation, biological process: positive regulation of G1/S transition of mitotic cell cycle; mitotic cell cycle phase transition; regulation of cyclin-dependent protein serine/threonine kinase activity. Gene Ontology annotation, cellular component: cytoplasm; cyclin-dependent protein kinase holoenzyme complex; nucleus. Gene Ontology annotation, molecular function: cyclin-dependent protein serine/threonine kinase regulator activity. Bases 483 to 1433 code for a protein of 316 amino acids. The record is from RefSeq and is a predicted model, not a curated record. The transcript is spliced from 4 exons. NCBI's taxonomy places the organism in Eukaryota, Metazoa, Arthropoda, Insecta, Diptera, Culicidae.